This is a messenger RNA of Cucurbita maxima (winter squash), 1084 nucleotides long. Its product is annotated as 2-oxoglutarate-dependent dioxygenase AOP3-like. Lineage: Eukaryota; Viridiplantae; Streptophyta; Magnoliopsida; Cucurbitales; Cucurbitaceae. The transcript is spliced from 3 exons. Gene Ontology annotation, molecular function: dioxygenase activity. The coding region runs from base 78 to 1028 and encodes 316 amino acids. The record is from RefSeq and is a predicted model, not a curated record.
ACUGGAAUGGAUUGGCAUCCAAAGCACUCACAAACACAAAGAGCUCUCUUGCUAAAGCCAAAGCCAAAGCCAAAGCCAUGGGGUUUCGUUCUUCCAAAAAGCCUGAGGUUCCAGCCAUCAACUUCUCCAUUGAAAACCUUCGUCCUAAAAGCACCAAAUGGGUAGAAACAUGCAGCCAUGUGAGGGCUGCUCUUGAAGAAUAUGGGUGUUUCUUGGCUGAGUGUGAGAAUAAUGUUGAGCUUGAUGAUGCCAUUUUCAAUGGCUUGGAAAAGCUUUUUGAUUUGCCUUUAGAAACUAAAAUGAAGAAUGUUUCUGAUAAGCCUUACCAUGGCUUUUUGGACCACAGGGCUCCCUUUGUUCUUCCUCUUCAUGAAAGCUUUGGCAUUGAAAAUGCAGCAAGUUUUGAAGGUGUUGAGUCCUUUGUGAAGCUCAUGUGGCCUUCUGGAAAUCAUCACUUCUGUGAGGAUUUGUUUGCAUACACAAAGAUGGUAUCAGAGAUGGAGAAGUUAGUGAAGAGGAUGGUGUUUGAAAGCUAUGGAGUGGAAAAGUACUAUGAUUCUCAUAUUGCUUCGACCACUUAUUUGCUUAGAGGCAUGAAAUAUAGAAUUCCUGAGAUGGGUGAACAGAAUAUUGGAGCAGAAGCUCACACAGACAAGAGUUUCUUCACUAUUCUUCAUCAAAAUGGAGUCAAUGGCUUGGAAAUCAAAGCAAAAAAGGAUGAUCAUUGGAUUGGACUUCAAUUCAAUCCAAAUUCCUUCUUGGUCAUGGCUGGAGAUGCUUGUUUGGCAUGGAGCAAUGGGAGAAUCCACUCAGCCACACAUAGAGUUUUAAUAGAGGGAAGCAAGGAAAGAUAUUCAACAGCCCUAUUUUCAUAUCACAAAGGAGUUAUUGAGAUUCCAGAUGAGUUGGUGGACGAACAAUUCCCCUUGAAAUUCAACCCUUUUAACCAUUAUGGAUUACUUGGUUAUUUCUCCAAAGAAGAGUGCGAGAAAACGCCUUCCACUGCCGGAGCUUAUUGUGGAGUUUGAUCCCCAUUUCAUAUGCUCAUAAUAAUCAAACUUAUAGCAUCCUCAACUUUAAUUUA